GCGCACCAACCGUCGCAUAACUUUCGUUCAACACUGUACCCGGCGGCGGCCGCGACUCUAGCUUUCGAAUGUGUUUACCAAGCUCACCGAAGUAGGCUACUACCGCUUAGCGUCGGCAUCGGUCUUCGCAGGUGAACAGCGCGCGUGAGCGGAUCCGGCGGUUGUAAAUUUACCUUACUAUCGCGCUUUACCACACACACUCACACACCCAGCAGCCCCUCGGAGGGUAGCAGCGAAAUUUUGCUCCACAAACUACGAGCGCACUUACCAGUCAGUGUGCACAGCGACAGUCGAAACAGCAGCUAGCAGCAGCCAAGUCGGACAAGCGCAGAGGAGCGCAGGCCGAAAAUCAUCUGCCCAUCAUCCUAUUCGAACGGAGGGGGUUUUUGGUCGCUGUUCUUGAUCACGCUGGCUGGCUGGUCCCCUUUAGCAAGCAACCUUGAUAAGGUGUAACCGAAGUCGGCAAGCGGUGGAUGGAUCCGGACCACCGGAGGUGACCUUUGACACACCACCACCGCGUAAAGAGAAAACACGAUCACGGUAUCGAGACAAUAUCGUCGGUGGAAGAAGGCCACGCAAGGAAGGUCAUCAGUCGUGGAACGCUAUCAGUAUUGAUUGGAUUAUCAUUGCACCGAAACGGCCAGAGCGACGCGUUUGUUGGUGCGUGUGCAUCAGUGUGCAUCCAGCAGCAGUCACAAAGCAGUGGCCAUACGAACACACGAAGGUUCGACAGCAAGGCAGAACAAAAAAAAAGAAAAACAACCAAACGCGAACACACAAAAACAUUCGAGCGGGGAGAGCAGGUUUCGCUUUUAAUUGCAAACAAAGUAGGCAGGGUAGAGGAUCGCCAGGGUGCCUGCAAGAGUGCCGAAUCGAAAGUGAACAAGCAGUACGGCACGGUUACAGUCGGUGUUUCGAUUGUGCAGUUGUAUGAAGGGGAGUGAUUCGAAGAAAGAGUGGUAUAAUACGUUUUAAUCGUGCGUCAUGUGUAUACUGUUUGUGUACGUGGACGACGGUUCCGUCGCAGGGCGGUACCGGUUGGUGCUGGCAUCGAAUCGGGACGAGUUCUAUGCCCGACCGGCCAAGCUGGCCGCACCGUGGGAAGAAAACGCCCGCAUCAUAGGAGGCCGUGAUAUGGAGCCAGGUCGCGAGGGUGGUACUUGGCUCGCGAUCGGUAACCAUCCCGCGGGGCAGAUUAAGCUCGGUGCGCUGCUAAACGUUACUGGCGAAAAUAAGGCCAACGUUACCAAUGGCCGGGGACCGAUCGUGGCUAACUUUCUGAAGGGCGAGCUGGCCAGCCGCGCGUACAGCGAGCAGUUGCUGGCGCAGGACAACUUUGGAGCGUUCAAUUUCGUGUCGAUCCAGCUGGACGCGAAGGGCUCGGAUCGUUCGGAGGGUCGGAACCAGCCCGGCGGUACCGUGUUGCACACGAGCAAUGCACCGCACAGUAUUGACACGUGCAAGACCGGGCAGGCGCUUGGAUUUGGCAACAGCACGCUGGAGAAACCGCUGCAGAAGGUUUGCCGCGGAAGGGAACGGUUCGACGAGAUCGUGGCGAGAUGCAACGUGCCGUUUGCGGACAAGGAUGCGUUGGUGCAUGAGCUGAUGGAACUGUUAAAGAGCGAUGUCCGACACUUUCCGGACCCAGAAUUGACACGGCGCGCUGGACAGCAUGCGGAAUUUCUUUCGAGUGUUAAUGUGCGCAUGCCCAACGGUAGCUAUGGCAGCCGAACGCACACCGUGAUCCUGAUCGAUCAUAACAAUCACAUGGAGUUUAUCGAGCAAACUUUGAGCGGCACCGAUCCACACACGGGCGAAUGGAUAACGACGCGCAUUGAGCGGGAAUUAGUGUAACGUAGGAUCGAACCAUACCAUACCAUGCAUGCUAAUACCCAACUAGGUAGGAUAAUAUCAUCUGACUUUGAUAUAGACAAAUAGGUUAGCCUUCUAUAUUCAAUUUAUAAACAACUUCUGACGAAAGAGGGAAGUCACAAUGU
Messenger RNA from Anopheles merus, 1997 nucleotides. RefSeq names its product transport and Golgi organization protein 2 (gene Tango2). The record is from RefSeq and is a predicted model, not a curated record. Gene Ontology annotation, biological process: Golgi organization; protein secretion. The transcript has 3 exons. Gene Ontology annotation, cellular component: Golgi apparatus. Bases 985 to 1854 code for a protein of 289 amino acids. NCBI's taxonomy places the organism in Eukaryota, Metazoa, Arthropoda, Insecta, Diptera, Culicidae.